GGACUUGCCCGGAACAACAGCCUCGUGCCUGGCUUCACCCAGAGGCGAGGGGAAAUCAAAACAGUACUGGACCUGCCCAGGAUGCUACUCCAGCACGGACCCAACUAGACACUCCACACAACCGCUGCCAACAUGUUCAGCCGAGGUUGUGGCGGGCUGGAGCUACUGUUGGUUCUGUGUGGUCUGGACCUGUCUAUGCCUUGCCCCAAAAAGUGCAUCUGCUACACCUCUCCGAGCACCGUUUCAUGCCAGGCGCACGAUAUCAACGUUGUCCCAGAAGGCAUCCCGGCACAGAGCGAGCGGGUGUUUCUCCAGAACAACAAAAUCGAGAAACUCCUGCAUGGACACUUCUCGCCCACUACCACCAUGCUCUGGCUCUACUCCAACAACAUCUCCCACAUCCAGCCCUCCACCUUUCACGGCUUUGACCGGCUGGAGGAGCUGGACCUGGGGGACAAUCGGCACCUAAAGGUCCUGGACGCGGACACCUUCAUGGGGCUGGGGAGGCUUCACGCUCUGCACCUGUACCACUGCGGCCUGAUCACUCUACCCCAGGGGAUUUUCGCAGGCCUCCAUAAUCUCCAGUAUCUGUAUUUGCAGGACAACCAGCUGGAGUUCCUGGAGGACGACUUAUUCAUUGACCUGCUGAACCUGAGUCACCUGUUCCUCCAUGGUAACCGUCUGUGGAGUCUGCGACAGAACACAUUUCGGGGGCUAGGUGUUUUGGACCGGCUCCUGUUGCACCAGAACAAGAUCCAGUGGAUCGACCGACAGGCCUUUCACGACCUGAGACGCCUCACCACCUUGUUCCUCUUCAAUAACUCCCUGACGGAGCUAUCGGGCUCCAGCAUGACCCUGCUGCCUGCACUCGAGUACCUGCGCCUCAAUGACAACCCCUGGGAGUGCGACUGCAAGGCCCUGUCUCUGUGGGACUGGCUGCGGCGCUUUAGAGGCUCCACCUCCGAGCUGUUGUGCACCUCUCCUCCAGAGCUGAAGGGGAAGGACCUGAAAAGCCUCAAGAAGGAGCAGCUGCCCUCCUGCUCCUCUGGGGAGGGGCACCCUCGGCUGCAGGGACACGAGCUGGAUCAAGCCGAAUCUCUCAAUCAUCUCAAUCGUCACCGAAGUCACCACAACCACCACCAGCGGCCCUACCUGCCUCACGGCGACCAGUACAACCUGCCCUCCCCCUCGCCUCUGCCCCGCCCACCGAAGGGGGCCCGCAGAAACUGUACGCGCCGGGGCCGCAAGGCAAAGGGGGGCCUGAACGAGGUGCAGAUCCUCCGAGAUGACAAAGACUACUCUCCAGACGAGGGAAAAUACGACCUGUCUCCAUCGGGACGCAGGAAGAACAAGUGCAUCCCCAGGACUUCAGUAGGCCCCCCCAGUGGGGUCCAGAGGGUCAAUAAUCAGGCCCUGCCCCUCCCCCCUCUGCCCUACCCCUGUCUGACCCUGUCCCUGCUGCUGUCUAUCCUCUCUGUGGUCUUUCACUGAGGAGAUGGUUUGUGUGAUAUAGAAAGCCCUGACUCUCCUCAGACAUGUGCACAAUAGACUCUAUAUAAAGACAGUUUUAAACAUUCUGUUGGGGCUCCUGAUGGACCAACAGGGAUUUACUGAGUCAUAAUUAACAUGUGGAAGUCAGGGACCACUGCUCACCUGAUGUUUGAUGAUGUCACCAUGACAACGACAGGAAACCUCUCUGUGGCAGACAUUACUUCAGUGACUCAAUGUAAACUUAAAGUGUACAGCCACAUUAACUAACAAGCCAAUGACUCAUUCUAUAACACAUAACAAGAGAUCAGAACAGAUCCAGGCACACUAUGUUUAGCUCUGUCACUCGUCACUCAUUCAUUAUGGUCAUAUCGGGAGCCUGCUGCCACUCCAUUGACUCAGAGCUUAAGUUUAAACAAUGGGUUUGUUUAGUUUUACUUCCUUUGAAUUGUCUCAUUGUAUGGUCUUUGUUAAUGCAUCUGACUUCAUGUGCAGCAUCUAUCACUUCUGUAAGCUGUAAAAAAUAGCCAUUAAUCCAGUGAAUUCAUUUGUCUGCUCUGUGCUUUACUUUGAUCUAUAAGCCAUCCUAGCUUAUCGCUAUAUGAGCCAGCCAAUCAUGUUUUAACAGACUAAACAAGCAAUUGGUUGAAAGAGUGAUACGGUUGUCCCUGUUUGUACAAAUGUGUGUGUCCACUAUCGCCACAGAGAAGCAGAGAGCCUGAUGUGUGGCCAAUGAGGGGAAACUUUUCAGCCUCAUUGCCGACCAAACUGAGAACUCAACAAGCUGAGAAUAUAUGGAGUCCAAGGGAGAGGCUCAUAAAUAAGAGAUCCAAUAACUUAGAUGCACUUUUAUGUUGUACAAGGAAAGGUCAGCGGAGACAAUACACAUGCUGACUGCAGUGCUAACACAAAGGGAAGGUUUAAUGGGUAAUGGAAUUGAGAAAUCCACUGAAAUCAGUCAGAAUACAACAUUGUUAGCGAACACAAACGCCAACAUAGACAGUUAAUAAAAGUACUUAUUAGUAGUUUCUCCAACACAUUCAAAAGCGGCAAUAAUUGUCUGUUUGCAUUGGUUUAAACUCGGAAGUUGGAGCCUCUUAGCCUUGAAUUUCUUUACAUUGUUCAAAAAAGGAAGGUCUUAAAGUUCUAGCCAUAAGUUAGCCACCAAUAGAAGUAGUACAGGUCAAAAACCGGGUCACUGAUUUGAGUACUGAGGUGGGAAAGUACAAUAUGGUUGGCAACGGUGCUUGUUGGCAUAAAACAAAAAUAAACCUGACAGCUUGAAAUUCAAAGUAAUCUCAAAAACCUGCAUUAACGUCCUGUGGAUAUUUGAUUAAAAUGUUUUAGUAAAAUCAAAAAGAGAUGAUGAUGGUGCAUUUAUAUGUUAUUGUGUUAAACUUAUCGAAUGCCAAGCUGGCUAACUCCUCCCAUAUCGAGCUACGGUUUGGGAAGUGACGUGCGUUGGACCGAUGAGGACGAACGCAAACCAACGGACUCGAGUGCCAUUUCCUCUCGGCCUGCGCUCCAAACCAGAUGGACUCGCCAAUCUGUAAACCCUGAUUGGACGAUUGGAUUCAGAUUCUGCUGCUACGUUCGCAGAGGGAGCGAAAAUCUUUUUGUAUAUCCGAGGAGGAUUUUUUUUCUGGAAGUCAAGAAAUUGGAUUUGUGCUUGAUCACACACACACACACACACAGUCAUUCCUAUUUUUACCACCAAGAUCUGUACUUGUCCUGUCAUUGGUCCAGAGCUUUUAAUAAAGACUUUAAAACGUGCCCAAAGUACCACAAAUGCUCAUCUUGGUCUCCCACUGGUCAAAUGUGUUACAGAUUUCUAUUUUGAAUAAGCUACCCUGGUAUGCAAUGGAUACAACAGAAGCACAACUAUAUGAUAUGAUCCACUGGCCUAUACAUUUCAAUGGGGUCUUUUCUCUGUGUAUCUAUCUUAAGGACAAGCCGCACUGGUAGGACUGACUGACGCCCCCUACUGGUGACCCGUGUCUGUGCUGCUGAGGUGACGUAAAACUGUGUCUGUUUGUUUCUGUGAGGAAUACUUUUAUAGAAAAUAAAAGCACAAAAACAACAAAAACAAAAUAUGGAGACAUACAAUAGAGGACUGACUCUGUCUCCUGAAAAUACAAGGGAGCGUGCUAUUUUUUAUUUAUAAUGAAGACUAUCCAUUUUUCAGUCUUUUUCACUUCUCGUCCCAGACAGGCAGUUAACAGCACCGUAACCUCCGCAUCCUGUUAUUUUUCUAUCCAUUCUUAUUUCCCGCCAACCUUGUUACCCCGAAAAAUGCCCUUUGUGUACCUUUUAUUUGGUUCAUUUUUUUUCUUUUUUUCCUUUGUGUAACUCCGAUGGUUUGUGUGUGGUUAUCAAACAAUGCCAGACUCAAAAAGCUGUUUCUAAAUAACAUUAAACAGAAAGUGUCCUG
Messenger RNA from Periophthalmus magnuspinnatus, 3919 nucleotides. RefSeq names its product reticulon-4 receptor-like 1 (gene rtn4rl1a). Gene Ontology annotation, molecular function: protein binding. Gene Ontology annotation, cellular component: plasma membrane. The transcript is spliced from 3 exons. Bases 133 to 1491 code for a protein of 452 amino acids. NCBI's taxonomy places the organism in Eukaryota, Metazoa, Chordata, Actinopteri, Gobiiformes, Gobiidae. The record is from RefSeq and is a predicted model, not a curated record.